AUGACGCAUGAACUUCGGGAACUUGAAGAUAUUGGCGGUCAGAUAAUUGCAUACGCCGAUGAUAUUGUAAUAGCUAUCUCGGAGAGCAACUCGAAAAAAUCAUCGCUGAAAAAUAAACGCGUACGCACCAUCUUCACGCCCGAGCAGCUGGAACGAUUAGAGGCCGAAUUUGAACGACAACAAUAUAUGGUGGGACCGGAGCGAUUAUACUUAGCGCACACGUUGCAAUUAACCGAAGCACAAGUGAAGGUGUGGUUCCAAAAUAGACGCAUUAAAUGGCGCAAACAUCAUCUAGAAAUCACACAACAACGCCUUGCACUGCUACGCCAAAGCCAAUUACCAGGCGCUGUUGAGCCGACGAACGCUGGCGUCGUUGUAGCGGGCAAUUCCAUAGCAGUUAGCAAUAGCAUGCCAACUAUCAAUAAAACAAAUACAAGCAACGAUGUUCGAACAUCUUCGCCAAUCAGUUGUGGUGCGGAGGAUGUUGAUGAGCUCAGCAAGCAGGGAGAAGAAUUUCACUCACUCAGUCGUGGCAGUCAUUCAAGCUCAGAAUCUGAUCUUUCGAUAUGUAAUGACUCGAUUGAUGCUGGCAGUGCGGUGGAGGGCAUUGAGGAUACAUAAAAUUUGUGAAUCGAUAUGCAUUGGUGUUUGUAUAUACAUACAUAACUAUUAAGUAUUUAAUGAAUAACCGUUUAUAUAAAAAUUAUGUAGAAUAUAUAAUACCGCACUGAGAUUAUAAAUAA
Messenger RNA from Rhagoletis pomonella (apple maggot), 743 nucleotides. RefSeq names its product homeobox protein ceh-1-like. The record is from RefSeq and is a predicted model, not a curated record. Gene Ontology annotation, molecular function: DNA-binding transcription factor activity, RNA polymerase II-specific; DNA binding. The coding region runs from base 1 to 621 and encodes 206 amino acids. Gene Ontology annotation, biological process: regulation of DNA-templated transcription; neuron differentiation; central nervous system development. NCBI's taxonomy places the organism in Eukaryota, Metazoa, Arthropoda, Insecta, Diptera, Tephritidae. The transcript has 2 exons.